Canis lupus familiaris (dog) is the source of this 1785-nucleotide messenger RNA. RefSeq names its product ciliogenesis and planar polarity effector 2 (gene CPLANE2). The coding region runs from base 520 to 1296 and encodes 258 amino acids. Gene Ontology annotation, molecular function: GTPase activity; GTP binding. Lineage: Eukaryota; Metazoa; Chordata; Mammalia; Carnivora; Canidae. The transcript is spliced from 6 exons. The record is from RefSeq and is a predicted model, not a curated record.
UUUGGCAGCCCCAGCAGGCCCACACAGAACCCAGCUUCUGAACCGCCCAGUGCUCCUGUCCCAUGUGCAAGCUUAUAGACCCAUCUGGCCCCUGCAGCAGAAUCCCUGGUGGAUGGACCCCAAGAAUCCAGGUUUGAACAGGCUCCUGAUGCUCACUGAAGUGUCCUCUCCAUGGGCUCUCAAGGGCAGUGAAGGCUGAUUCCCCUAAAAACCUCUGGCCACUAGCUCCUCUGAUCACCAGCCUCCCUCUCUGUCCAAGAAGAUUUCACAUCUGGCCUCCAGGUGAACUGGCGAGCUCAUUCUGCGGAGUUGCUUCGUUUCCUCAGGCUCUCCCUGAGCCCUCUGGGAGCCAAGACAGGGCAGGGCUAAACGGUGAAGUCCGGAAACUCAGAUAAGUCAGAUCUGAGCCCUGCCCCGGAGGCACUCCUGGUCCACGGAGAGAGCGCUCCACACUGUGGCCUCUCCUGACUCGGCAGAUGCGCCUCCUGCCGCCUCCUCACCCGGUCGGGGCGCCCAGCCAUGGCCAGACCACCCGCCCCGGGCUCGGUGAUUGUUCCAGACUGGCACGAGAGCGCCGAGGGCAAGGAGUACCUGGCCUGCAUCCUGCGCAAGAACCGCAGACGGGUGUUCGGGCUGCUGGAACGGCCAGUGCUGCCCCCACCCGUGGCCAUUGACACAGCCAGCUACAAGAUCUUCAUGUCUGGGAAGAGUGGCGUGGGCAAGACGGCACUGGUGGCCAAGCUGGCUGGCCUAGAUGUACCCGUGGUACACCAUGAGACCACUGGCAUCCAGACCACCGUGGUAUUUUGGCCAGCCAAGCUGCAGGUCAGCGACCGUGUUGUCAUGUUCCGCUUUGAGUUCUGGGACUGUGGGGAGUCUGCACUCAAAAAGUUCGAUCACAUGCUGCCGGCUUGCAAGGAGAAAACAGAUGCUUUCCUCUUCCUCUUCUCCUUCACCGACCGCGCCUCCUUUGAAGACCUCCCUGGACAGCUGGCCCGAGUAGCAGGAGAGGCCCCUGGUGUUGUCAGGAUGGUCAUCGGCUCCAAAUUUGACCAGUACAUGCACACAGAUGUGCCUGAGCGUGACCUCACAGCCUUCCGGCAGACCUGGGAACUGCCCCUCCUGCGGGUGAAGAGUGUGCCAGGGCGGCGGCUGGCGGAUGGGCGCACGCUAGAUGGGCGGGCUGGCCUGGCCGACAUUGCCCACGUGCUCAAUGGCCUGGCGGAACAGCUGUGGCACCAGGACCAGGUGGCGGCUGGCCUGCUCCCCAGCGCCUCUGAGAACACCCCCAGCUGAUCCCUACUCCCAACUCUCAGGCGACCUAAGGAAGAGGGCGGCAACCAGGUCCUAAGGCCGAGGCAGGAAUAUCGAUGGCAUCCUGAGGGCUGGCCAGAGGGGCCUGUCAGGAGAAUGGUGCCCUGAGAAGCCUCCUGUCCCAGCAGCACCUUCCUUGCAGAAUUCAUGGCAGUGAGAUGGGGGCACAAGGCUCUGUGGGCCAGGCGACUGAGGGCACGUGGGUGCCCCCCGGCCUUCUCCCUCUGCCCUGGGUGUGUGUGUGGGGUCUAGACUCCAGAAGCUGAGGAACUAUAGGGGCAGGGCCCACUGGCCUCAAGCUUCUCCCCCAACUGCCUGUUACCCACUCCCUUUCUGCUGUACCCAGAGAUGGUGACUGGGAAGAGGGUUGUCCCAGCCGGGCCUUCGAUCAAGAGCCUGUAUUAGUUGAGGUGACACCAUCUGCUGUACCAGAUAAACCCCAAAAUAUCGGUGGCUUAACUCUACUGAAAA